GGCAGAUAAAGCAAACCUUGUCUGGUUCUAUACAAUCGAUUAUGCACGUGUCAUUCAAUAAUACCAGCGAAAUGGUUGCCGGAGCAUCGAAUGAUAAUGCUGCAAGAUUAUGGCACUUGAAGACGGGUCGAAUAAGACUUACUUUAACUGGUCAUGUUGGAAAAGUGUACUCUGCAAGAUUUAAUGGUGAUUCCAGCAAAGUGAUUACUGGCAGUCACGAUCGCACUAUAAAAGUGUGGGAUUUGCAAAAAGGAUAUUGCAUCAGGACCAUAUUUUCAUUUUCUAGCUGCAAUGAUGUGGUUCCACUAGAUGAAGACGGGACAACACUUGUUAGCGGUCAUCUAGAUAACAAUUUACGAUUCUGGGAU
Messenger RNA from Acaulospora morrowiae, 368 nucleotides. NCBI's taxonomy places the organism in Eukaryota, Fungi, Glomeromycota, Glomeromycetes, Diversisporales, Acaulosporaceae. The record is from the annotation of a GenBank genome assembly.